Messenger RNA from Clupea harengus (Atlantic herring), 3876 nucleotides. RefSeq names its product mitogen-activated protein kinase 7 (gene mapk7). Bases 204 to 3656 code for a protein of 1150 amino acids. Gene Ontology annotation, molecular function: MAP kinase activity; ATP binding. NCBI's taxonomy places the organism in Eukaryota, Metazoa, Chordata, Actinopteri, Clupeiformes, Clupeidae. The transcript is spliced from 8 exons. The record is from RefSeq and is a predicted model, not a curated record. Gene Ontology annotation, biological process: protein phosphorylation.
AUAGAUGAGACGGACCGCUGUCUCUGUUAAUAAUAAUAAGAAUUCAUGGGUGAAGGUGUGUAAACUGAAAUGUUUACUACUGUGGCAUAGUUGAGGUGUAUCCCCAUUAGUGACGUACCAUGCGUCUCUCUACAUGGUGACGUGAAGGAGGGAGACCCGCUAAUUAGUUCACCUGGAUAUAGCCCCGUCAGAUUUCCAUAAAGAUGUCCAAGGAGAUCGAGAGAGGAGAUCUUGCAGAUGCAGCUACCAUGGCAACUCAAAACGCAGUGGUUGACAGUAGCAGGGGUGAGAGCAACAGUAAUGAGGGUCGUCAUCCAGAAGUAGCUGAUCCGCAUCCUCCACCCAAUAGCGAUGUUUGUGACGCCACUGAUGCCAACACAGUCGCUGCCAAGAACUUGGAUAUACUCAAAGCCCACUCCCUAGAUGUUAUCUUCGAGGUUGGCGAGGAGUAUGACAUCAUCGAGACCAUUGGAACAGGGGCUUAUGGUGUAGUAUCCUCUGCCAGGAGACGGGACAAUGGUGAGCCAGUUGCCAUCAAGAAGAUCCCAAAUGCUUUUGAGGUGGUUACCAAUGCCAAGCGCACACUGAGAGAGCUCAAGAUUCUGAAACAUUUUAAGCAUGACAACAUCAUUGCAAUUAAAGACAUUCUACAGCCUGGUGUCCCACAAUCAGCCUUCAAGUCUGUUUAUGUGGUGCUUGACCUGAUGGAGAGCGACCUCCAUCAGAUCAUCUACUCACGGCAGCCACUGACACCAGAGCACACGCGCUACUUCCUGUACCAGCUGCUGCGUGGCCUCAAGUAUGUGCACUCGGCCAAUGUCAUCCACCGCGACCUGAAGCCGUCCAACCUGCUGGUGAACGAGAACUGCGAGUUGAAAAUCGGCGACUUUGGCAUGGCUCGGGGCCUCAGCACAGUCCACACCGAGGAGUCGCGCUCCUUCAUGACCGAGUACGUCGCCACGAGGUGGUACAGGGCACCAGAGCUGAUGCUGUCGCUGCACCACUACAGCCUGGCCAUCGACGUGUGGUCAGUGGGCUGCAUCUUUGCGGAGAUGCUUGGACGCCGGCAGCUGUUUCCUGGUAAGCACUAUGUUCACCAGCUGCAGCUGAUUCUGGCUGUGCUGGGCAAGCCGCCCGAGGGUUUGGUUGGCAUGAUUGGUGCGGAAAGGGUACGAGCGUACGUGAAGAGCCUUCCCUCUCAUAACCCUGUGCCCCUCAGCAAGCUAUAUCCGCAGGCCGAACCUACCGCACUGGACCUGCUGGGCGCCAUGUUGCGCUUUGAUCCGAGAGAGAGAAUGAGUGUUUGCCAGGCGCUCGAGCACCCAUACCUCGGCAAAUAUCACGACACUGACGACGAACCCAUCUGCGUGCCUGCCUUUGACUUUGAGUUUGACCGGCAGCCUAUGGGUCGGGAACAGAUCAAGGAGGCCAUUCUUGUCGAGAUCCAGCAUUUCCAUGUGACCAAACAAGCCAGUAAACCACGGAUCCAGUUCCGACCCCUCCAGAGCCAGGGCUCUAGCUCUAGCAACUCACCAACUGCUAGCGAUGCUAACAGCACAUUAGCAGACCCAAUGCAUCCCCCCCAGCCAGCAGAUACAAACACUAACCAGCGUGGUGACACUUGCAGAACAACUGUUGACGCCACUCAGCCUUUUAGCAACCAAAUACCUCCAUUUUGUAAGCAGUCUGUUCACCCGACCAACUCACUACCACUACUGAACCAGCCAGAAAGGUGUCAGGAUGUGGACAUGCCGAGUGCCAGUUCCGACAGUGGCCAGGCGGACAUCAUUGAUUUGACCACCCCCACGUCCUCCAAGGGUACUCCACCAACUGAACCAAUGAGGGAGUGCCCGAAGACACAAGAGUCUGCCCCCUGCAAUCACACGUCUCAGACACAGACUACCCAGAACCACCCUCUGUCUCAGCCUCAGGCUACCUCUACUCUUCCACCUUCUUUUCCGAGUACUGUUCCCUCGCUAUCUCUGUCGAAUUCCCAAGUCCAGUCUCUUUCCCAGUCCCUGUCUCGCUCUCUUGGAAAGGGUGUCAGAGGGGCAGCAGGCACAGGAGAGACCACACGAAAAGAGGGAGCAAUCUCAGAUGACACCAAAGCAGCCUUGAAGGCAGCCCUCAGACAGAGAGCCAGGGAUGGGGGAUCUGCCGUGCUGAACACAGAGGUGGGAGGAGGUGGAGGUGGGGGAGGAGUCAAUUUGUCAUCGUCCUCCACCCUUCCGCCAGAUAUGAGGAGACCUAUCACAGCCCAGGAGAGGCAGAGAGAACGGGAGGAAAAGAGGAGAAAGAGGCAAGAGAGAGCGCGGGAACGAGAGAGGAAGAUGAAGGAGAAGGAGAAAAAGGAGGGCAAGAGGGGUGCUUGUUUGGGAGGGGUUUUGCUGAGUGACAAUGACAAGAGUCUAUUGGAGCGCUGGAAACGCAUGAGCGACAGCCGCGUUGACAAACACCAGUCCCCGGAAAGCAACGGUACAAAAAUCUCUGACAGCAGGGUAUCGUGCUGUCACAGCCAGUCUGCGGCAAGCAAGACCAUUCAAAAGUCAAACAUGGAGGCAGCUGAGCCUCAGCCCACAAAACAGCACAUCGAGUUGCCAAUCUUCAAACCUUCAUCUCAACUUGUCCCCCCUGUGGGACAGUGCGUACCCUCUGGAAUGUUCCAGUUGCCUGCUGCUCAGACUGUCCUUCCUUUCGCUCUAGGCAAACCACAGGAUAGCGAUAUGGGGCUGGUGGCUCUUGGAGGCGGAGGGGGUCUAAGUGUUGUAGGGGCAGGUGGCCUUGGAGUAGUGGGUGCCGCCUGCCCCCUGCCCAAAAACAAUUUGUUGAAAGUCCCGCCGCAGCCUUCGAGCCGGUUUGUGGGUACGUCAGUGUUCAACUCACUGGAGAGCUGGACAGGGACACCGGCAGGGAUGGCUACACCUCAGCAGUUGCCACAGCAACAACAUCCCCCGCCUCAGCCACAGAUCCCAUCCCAGCCGCAACAGAUCAGGCAGCCCCCCCAGGUGUCGCCCCUCGCCCCACAGAAAAACUUCUCCCAGUCGCUACCCCACACACAGCCUCAAGCCCACCUCCAGACGCCACUCAACGCUUUUGUUAACCCCAACCCCCUGACCCACAACGGCACUGGCAGAGUGGGUCUCCCAAACUCCAACACCCCCCUGCCCAGCCUCGACCCAGUGCCCGUGGACAAGCUCUGCCCCACUCUGCCUGAACAGCCAGCAGUUCUCCACACUCAGAACCCUUCCCAGGGACCCCCGGCAGACCUCACUCAGGCUGGCCUUGGCCACACAGACUCCAGGCCACCAGGAGGCACCAGUGGGGCCCCAGACAUCCACACCGUCACACUACAGCUCUCAAAAUCACAGGUGGAGGAUGUGUUGCCUCCAGUGUUCUCCGUGACCCCUAAGGGCAGUGGUGCUGGCUAUGGUGUCGGAUUUGACCUUGAUGACCUUCUGACACAGUCCCUCACCGACCUUCAGCACUCUGACCUCAGGGAAAGUCACAAUGACUCUGCCCCUCUCUCUGCAUCAUUGCUUUCUGACUGGCUUGAAGUACACCGAAUGACCCCAGCUGACCUGGAAUCACUACAGCAGGAGCUGCAGCUUGGAUCUCCCAUGAUCCUCUCUGACAAUUCAACACUUCCUGAUUCGUGAAUUUCCCGACUUUAUUUUUUAGAACAAAAGAAAUGAAUGAAGAAUGAGUAGAGACAUGUAGUUCUUACCACAGAAUAAUUGCUUCAUAGAUCAUCUUUGUACAAGAACUUUGCUUUUUUUUUUUUGUCAAAAUAACUGGAAUGAUUGCUGAUACCAUUUAGGUGUUUGAGUUUUGCAACAACAUUACCAGCAGUGUUUUUAAAUAAAGGGCGUAAAGGGA